Mugil cephalus (flathead mullet) is the source of this 6801-nucleotide messenger RNA. Its product is annotated as unconventional myosin-VIIa-like. Lineage: Eukaryota; Metazoa; Chordata; Actinopteri; Mugiliformes; Mugilidae. The coding region runs from base 281 to 6547 and encodes 2088 amino acids. The transcript has 48 exons. Gene Ontology annotation, cellular component: cytoskeleton; myosin complex. The record is from RefSeq and is a predicted model, not a curated record. Gene Ontology annotation, molecular function: cytoskeletal motor activity; protein binding; ATP binding.
CAGUACAGUGAUAGUUGGGCUGCGUCCUCCUUUCUCAUUCUGAUAGGAAUUUCAUGAGACAUCGAGACAGAACCAGAACGGGAAUUAAUGAAGAUCACGGGCUGAAGAGAUGUUGGAUGUGUUACAGUAAAUGUUGUUUUGCAUCCACCUUCACAGGCGGCACCAAGAAAAACCGUGGAUUAUAUCAAGUUCGUUUAACACGGCUGCCAGAAAACCUUGGGGACUGGGAGUCAGUAUUCGGAUUUCACUUUUUUAGGGAGUAGGACAGAGGCAGAGUGGGAUGCUGAGGAAGGGGGACUGGGUUUGGGUGGACUCAAACAUCGGGGUACCCAUCGGAGCCAGCGUCAAAGAAACAUCGUUGGGUCAACGGGUGCUGGUGGACGAUGACGGGAAGGAGCACAGGCUGUCCCGGGAGAAGGAAGCCUCUCUCAAGAUCAUGCACCCAACGUCGGUCGAAGGCGUGGACGACAUGAUCAAGCUCGGGGACAUGACGGAGGCCGGCCUCCUCAGGAACCUGCUGAUCAGAUACAAACAAGACAUCACCUAUACCUACACAGGCUCUGUGCUGGUGGCAGUGAAUCCAUACAAGGAUCAUCCAAUAUACUCACCUGAGCAGGUGAAGUUGUACCACGGUCGCAGGCUUGGGGAGCUUCCGCCGCACAUCUUUGCCAUCGCUGAAGCCUGUUACUUCAACAUGACGCGCCACCUCAGAGACCAGUGCUGCAUAAUCAGUGGGGAGUCUGGGGCAGGGAAGACGGAGAGCACCAAACUAAUCCUGCAGUACUUGGCAGCAAUCAGUGGUGAGCUCUCUGAACAGCAGAUUGAAAAGCAGAUCCUGGAGUCCAACCCAAUUCUAGAAGCUUUUGGAAAUGCCAAAACAACCCGCAACGACAACUCCAGUCGCUUCGGGAAAUACUUGGAGAUCUUCUUCAACAAGGACGGAGUGAUCGUAGGUGCUCGCGUGGAGCAGUAUCUCCUAGAGAAGUCCCGUGUCUGCCAUCAGGCCCCGGAGGAGCGCAACUACCACAUCUUUUACUGCAUGCUGAAAGGAAUGUCAGCACAAGAGAGGAAAACUCUGAGACUUGGAAAUGCAAAGGAAUAUGCAUUCCUUACCAAGGGUGACUGCACUGUGUGUAAGGGCAGGAACGAUGCAAGUGACUACAUUCGUGUUCAUUCUGCCAUGAGACUCCUGAUGUUCUCAGAAGACCAGUGUCAGGAAAUCCACAAGCUGCUGGCGGCCAUACUGCACCUGGGAAACCUCUGCUUUGAGUCCUCCACUGAAAAUAAUGUGGAAAAAAGCGAUGUCAGGAAAUCAGAGCAUUUCGGCAUCGCAGCAUCACUACUGGAGGUCAAUGAGUCUUCCCUGGCAUCCAGUCUGACUAAACGCUCCCUCAUGAUCACCAGAGAAAGUGUGACAAAACCCCUCAGCUCGGAGCAGGCGUCUGACUGUAGAGAUGCUCUCGUCAAGGCCAUCUACAACAAGCUGUUCAUAUGGAUUACUGGGAAAAUCAACAGUGUCAUCUAUAAGAAGGUUGACGACAACCCCAACGCCUCCUACCUGUCCAUUGGGCUGCUGGAUAUCUUCGGUUUCGAGAACUUCCAAACAAACAGUUUCGAGCAGCUUUGCAUAAAUUUUGCUAACGAGAAGCUGCAGCAGUUCUUCGUGGACCACAUCUUCAAGAUUGAGCAGGAGGAGUACCUAAAGGACGAUAUUGUGUGGAACAACAUCACGUAUACUGACAAUCAGAAUGUCCUCGACCUCCUGGCAGGGAAACCCUGUAACCUGCUGGCUCUGAUCGACGAGGAGAGCCAUUUCCCAAAGGGAUCAGACUUGACUUUGUUGAACAAGAUGAACCAGCAACACAAAAAAAACAGCGUCUACAUCGCCUCCAGGAGCAACCGCGACACAGGCUUUGGGAUUUGCCACUUUGCAGGCGUGGUUCACUACGAAUCAAUUGGGUUCCUUGAAAAGAACAGGGAUGCUGUCAGUUCUGACAUCAUCAAGAUGGUUGACAACUCCACCAAUGAGCUCCUGCGGCAGAUAUUCGAGAAAGAGCUUACAAACAAUGAGGCGAAGAAUUCCAAAAACAGCAAGGUCACCAUAACGUACAGGACCUUUCAAAGGGGUCAGUUUGACAACCAUAAACAAGUGCCGACGCUCACUGGACAGUUCCGUCAGUCUCUGGACUCCCUCAUGAAGGCCCUGUCCAUCUGCCAGCCUUUCUUCAUCCGCUGCUUCAAACCCAACACUGGCAAGAAGUCUAAGGUGUUUGACAGAGAAGUUUGCAUGCGUCAGCUGAGAUACUCAGGCAUGAUGGAUACAAUCCGUAUCCGGAAACUGGGAUAUCCCAUUCGACACACCGUUACGGAAUUCCUGGCGCGCUACAGGGUGCUCCUGAAGACGCCCGUGUGUGACCCCAAAACUGCGUCGGCUAUGGCUUGUUGUCAAGCCAUCUGCAAGGCAGUGAUUGGACAAAAGGAUGAGUGGAAAAUAGGCAGGAACAAAAUUUUCCUAAAGGAUGCUCAUGAUGCUUUGCUGGAGCGGCGGAGGGAGCAAGAAUUCAGCAGGGUCGCUAUGGUGAUCCAGGGCGCCAUGCGGGGAUACAGAGUCAGGAAGGCUUUUCUGAGAAAGCGGUGGGCUGCCAUGGUGUUGCAGAGGUACUGGAGAGCUUUCAGGGAAGGGAAGAUCCAGCGCGGCUUUCAGCGACUGGCAUCGAAGAUCCGAAGUCGGAAGCUCCAGUCAAUGUACCAGAGACAACGAUCAGCAGUGCUCACCAUACAGGCUCAGGUACGAGGCCACAGCGUAAGGAAGGACUGGAGGAAAAUGAGAGCGGCAGCCAUAGUGAUCCAGGCUCACGUCAGAGGAUUCCAGGCCAGAAAAGCAACUGAGAAAAUGAAGAACGACAUGGGUGACCAAGACGGCUGGAAGAUUAAGCAGGAACUGGACAACUUGGUGGAGGAACAGCUUCUUGAAGUGCAACGGCGGCAAAGCGCUAAGAAGAUCCAACGCAACAGAAAGUCGGCCACAUCGACGCCUGCCCCUUCGCUGGAUGGAGACGAUGAUGACAUGUUUGACGAUGACAGCGAUGAGUAUUCGUUCUACAAGUUCAGCGUCCUUCACUUCGAGAACAAAGCUACGCACACUCACGUCAGCCACAGACUCAAAAAGCCCCUCCUGCACCACGAUGAUGAGGGCGACGUUCUGGCAUGUCUGACCGUAUCGUGGAUUAUUUUGCGUUUCAUGGAGGACAUGUUAGAACCCAAACCCUUGGACCCGUCAUCUCCGGGGAUAAACAACAUCUCCCGUAAUCUGCCGUCCAGACAGGGCAGGAGGCUGAGCAACCUAGUGGGACUUGACCAGAAAAUACUGAGGAGGAGCAAGAACAUGCUUGGAGGAGGGAUCAGAAAAGCCUCAAGCACUGAUGAGGAGCUAAUGGAAAUCUCCGAAGAAGACGUUUUGAUUGGAGAGGGUCCGACACUGGACCGGCCACUUUCCCCUUUGGAAAAACUUCACGUCAUUGUUGGAUACGCUCUGUGGAGACCAGACAUACGGGAUGAAGUCUACUGUCAGAUCUGUAAGCAGCUGGUGAACAAUAACAGGAUUAAGAGCCGCAAGCUUGGCUGGAUUCUCCUCUCCAUCUGUCUUGGGGCCUUCCCUCCAACAGACCUCUUCUUGAAGUAUUUGGAGAGUUUUGUCCGCAGAGCCCCGAGCACCUACAGGGAAUACUGUAUGAAGCGCCUGCGUCGGAUAGUAGCCACCGGAGAAAGGAAGGAGCCGCCCUGUUGGGUAGAGCUUGAGGCUGCCAAGUCCACGAAGCCCAUAGUUGUGUCUGUGGCUCUGCCGGACGGCCAUGCUGUUAGUUUACAUUUGGAGUCCGCCUCCACCUCUGCUGAGGUCUGCCAAGCUGUGGCUGACAGGAUUGGUCUUAAAGACACCUAUGGGUUCUCCCUGUACAUCAGCCUCUACGACAAGACGUGGUCUCUGGGCAGCUGUGGGAAUCACGUGUUUGAUGCAGUGUCUCAGUGUGAGCAGGAGAUGAGGAGCCAGGGCGCCGAGGAGGGGCACGCCCCCUGGAGGCUCUCCCUCCGCAAAGAGCUGUUCACACCCUGGCACGACUGCUUCCUGGACCCAGUCAGCACUGACCUGAUCUACAUGCAGGUCAUCAAGGGGAUCAAGUAUGGAGAGUACACCAGUGAUAAGGAGGAUGAAUAUGUUCAGCUGGCUGCGAAGCACUAUUACAUCCAGUUUGGCCUGGCGUACAACAGAGACAACGUCCGGAAGGUGGUUGAGGAGUGCAUCACCACAGAGCUCAUUGAGAAUAAAUCCAUGUCCAAAUGGAUCCAGCUCAUCAGCACAGAACACUUACAGAGUCAUUAUGCCAAAGGGAUGUACACCACUGACAGAGUAAAAGGAGAACUAGUCGACAGCGCCCGGGAGAAAUGGCCAGUCCACUUCUCUAAGUUUUACGAAGUUACGGUGAUCUCAGGACCUUUGCCCAAAGGCAGGUACAUCGUGGCUGUAAACUGGAGUGGAAUCUUUUUCAUGGAAGGAAGAGACAAGAGUCUCGCCCAGAUCUCUUACAUAGAAGUAAAGAAAGUCCAAAUGAUGAGUGAUGGCCACUUAGGUGCCCAGUUCAUAAGUUUGUCCACAGUCAGAUGGGACUUUGUCCUGAGGUGUGUGCAAGCUCUGGACAUGAAUGCCCUGAUAGAGGAAAAUGUGGAAGGGCUGAGACAGCGUUCGGUGUACGCUAUCGUUCAGCGGGACACCACCAAACCAUACGACCCCGCGCUCCUGGUUUGUAAGCGAGGGGACCUGCUGCUGGUCGAGAAAAAUAAAGAAUCCUUAACUUAUGACGGACUAUUCAGAGCAACCAACCAGCGCACCGGCAUCAGUGGCGUAGUCAACAAGGACUCAGUGCAGCUUCUACCAACUCUCCACAGGCCGUCUGAUAAAAUGCUGGAAUUGCUCAGUCUGAGCCAGAAGAGACCUCCGGUCACAAAGAUCACAACUCAGGGAGAAGACGUGGUGGCUUCCGCAUCUUUGAAAGACUUCGCACUAGAGAACUUCAGGCCUGCGGGCAAAGAUGCCGGUCGGCAUAGUGCAUCCAAAGGGGUCAGCCAGGAGAAACUGUGGGCCUAUACCAGGGAGCCUCUCAAGCAGCCACUCAUGAUGUACCUGGCCCACAACGCCGACCUCAGCAACGUGGCCUGCAAUGUUUUCACUGCUAUCCUGAAGUACAUGGGCGACUACCCCAUCAAGCAGGACCGCAGUGUGAUGGAGCUCACCGACGAGAUCUUCGGUCAAGCCACCCACCACAUAGAACUGCACGAUGAAAUCUACUGCCAGAUUAUGAGACAAAUGACCAACAACAACAGCAGACUGAGCAUGGAGCGUGGGUGGCAGCUGCUGUGGCUGUGUUCAGGCUUGUUCCCGCCCGGUCCGAAGUUGAUGAAACACGCUAAGCGCUUCCUGGAGACGCGGCCCAGAGACCCACUGUCGGCCGGCUGCCUGCAGAGGCUGGAGGAGAUAAGCAGAAAGAAGUCCAGGAAGCUUCCUCCCCACGUGGCAGAAGUGGACGCCAUCCAACAGAACAGCACUAAGAUCUUCCACAAAGUCCACUUCCCAGAUGAAACCAGUGACCUAUUCGAGGUGACGUCAACAACCACAGUCAAAGAACUGUGCGUCAGCAUAGCCUCUCAGCUCAAACUAAGCUCAGCUGAUGGAUUUGGCCUGUAUGUGAAAACAGCGAGCAAGACAACCAGCCUGGUCGAUCGGAAGUAUUUCUUUGACAGUCUAAGGCACGCGACAGACCCCAGAAAAUCUAAAAGAAUGAAAGAAGUCUAUCAGGCCAACACGCCGUGCCUGGUGAUCUUUAAGAGGAAACUCUGGUUCAAUGUGACCCCGGGGAAAGACCUUAUCGCAGAUGUGAAGUUCCAUUUCCCCCAGGAGAUGCCCAAGUAUUUGCGGGGAUACCACAGGUGCUCCAGGGAGGACAUGUUUGAUCUGGGCGGGCUGCUGUUCAGAGUCAGAGUGGACUCAGACAGGUCUCAGUUUGUCAUGAUCCCCAGAAUGCUGAAAGAGCUGGUUCCUGCUGACAAGCUAAAAAUCACAUCCUCUGAAAACUGGAAGAAGCAAAUCAUCUCCUCGUACAACAAGCAGAGUGGCAUCACAGUCCAAGAGGCCAAAGUUGCCUUCCUGAAAACCAUUUCAAGUUGGCCCACCUUCGGCUGUUCCUUUUUUGAAGUUAAACAAACGAGUGAUAGUACCUAUCCAAGUUCACUUUUGAUUGCCAUCAACAAGCUAGGGAUCAACUUAAUAGACCCAAAAGAUAUGGAGCCGCUGGUCCUGUAUCCGUUCAGCCGCAUCGCAGAGUACCACAGCAGAAGCAGCUACUUCAUGAUGACUGUUGGCACCGUAAGCAGAGGCAACAACUUUGUCUUUGAAACUACACAGGGGCACACCAUAGAGGACCUUCUCAAAUCGUACGUCAGCAUGUAUGAGGAGCAGAGGCAGGCUUACCGAUCAAAGAACCAGACAUUCUUCUGAGGCUUCAGCGGCAGAGCGAUACAAAGGACCGUUGCGAUUAUAAACUUCACAUGAAUGCAUGUUUCAAAUGACAAAAUGGUCUCAGAAUGGUGAAAUUUCAGCUCUGAGUGUAACAUUUUCAUUGUUAUAUUCUUGAUUCCAGUUCUUAACGUUUACCAUCUUAAGAACUGUUAUGUAUCUAGAACCUAGACUAGAGUUUAUGUAUAUUUUCUGAUGUUAAACUUAUUAAACAUAUUUACCAGUGAUUAACUGCA